Brassica napus (rape) is the source of this 788-nucleotide messenger RNA. RefSeq lists its product as uncharacterized. The transcript has a single exon. Bases 202 to 522 code for a protein of 106 amino acids. NCBI's taxonomy places the organism in Eukaryota, Viridiplantae, Streptophyta, Magnoliopsida, Brassicales, Brassicaceae. The record is from RefSeq and is a predicted model, not a curated record.
AAGCAAAACACGACCCAAAAAGGUCACAUUUGUUUUUUUCUUGUCAAUCAAACAACCACAACCCUAGACAAAAGUUACCAUUUGGGAAUUGAGUUUUCUUCGUAACACCUCAAAGCCUUUACGAUACAAGCAAAUCAAAACCCACUAGAUAACAACACCCUACGAAUUUCUCUCAUUCUUAGGUUCAAUUCCUGUAGGAAGAUGAGCCUGAACUGCCUCACUUGCCACACCCUGCAAAGAUCAGACUCGGACAUAGACAUAGUAAGCCUUAAAGAUUCAAACAUUAAAGGAAAAAACGUAACGUCAGGAUAUGAAAAGAUGGUAAGGAACCGAACAAUGUUGCCAGCGGUGAGACGGGUCAAAAUGGGACAUCGCAGGCUCUACAGCGCGGACGCCGUGGUCUAUAGGGAUCUUGACGAGCCAAAGCUGGCAAGAAGCAGUGGGCUUAGAAGGGAUUGGAGCUUUGAGGAUCUAAAGAAACAAAGAGAUGAGAUAAAAAUUGGAGAGACAAUAAAGGAAUAAGUCAGAUUAUCUCCUUUGUUUCUUCUCAUGUUCUUGUUGUUGUUAACUUAAUUGUACGUUCCUUUCAAACUGUAAGGAUAACCCACCGCCCAAUGUCAAGGUUCAUAUAUGUACAUUCAUUUUCCUAACGAAUAUUCUAGAAAAAUUACCUGAAAUCCAUUAUAAAACCAAACGAAUCUGAGCUCUUCAGAAUCAUUUUCUUUCGUUAGAGAUUUGAAUAUAUACAAAAAAGGAGAUGUUUUCUUGGCGCUUUACAUACAAUUUAG